Messenger RNA from Harpegnathos saltator (Jerdon's jumping ant), 2188 nucleotides. RefSeq names its product biogenesis of lysosome-related organelles complex 1 subunit 4 (gene Blos4). The transcript is spliced from 4 exons. NCBI's taxonomy places the organism in Eukaryota, Metazoa, Arthropoda, Insecta, Hymenoptera, Formicidae. The record is from RefSeq and is a predicted model, not a curated record. The coding region runs from base 422 to 892 and encodes 156 amino acids. Gene Ontology annotation, cellular component: BLOC-1 complex.
CAGUGCAGCUACAAAGAACAGACCAAUAAUCUGCUCUUACAGCUACACUUUCUGUUUCAGAAAUGAAAUAGCUAUAUGCACGCUCAGACUUGGAAAAAAGUAGGAGAGAAGGUAUGAAGUCUACAAGGUGCUGAACUGAAACGAACAGAUGUGCACCAAUGUGCACUGUCUUUUGUGUCUUUGAUGGUGAGAAAGAAAGAGAAGAGAGAGAGAGAGGAAAAGGGAAAAUUCAAGUCGAAUUAAUGUUACGCGACCACGAUUCAGUGUUCUCUUUUAUUCGAAGCAAAAUGUCGAACAUAUCCGCAUAUGUUUAAUGUCCUUCUAUGUGAUAACAAGUUUCACGUGUAUAUCUGUUACGUUUCAUAACCUAUAUUAAUAUAUUAACAUAUUUCUAUUUAAUCGUUAUAAAAAAAAAUACGGAAUGUCAUCAUCACAUACGACUGAGCUGACCGAGCAGUUGGUUAAAGAUUAUUCUAAUUACGCAAAAGUCAACUGGAAUGACGAGAUGAAAACAUUCCGUGAUAUUAUCGAAGAUACAUUAAUACGCUUAGAGGAGUUUCAGUUUAUCAUUGCAAUGGUGGAGAGUGGAAGUGCAGAAUGUAUGCAACAACAUCUUCCAAAAUUGCAACAUGUGAAGGAUAGCAUGGCAAAUCUUCGCAAAAGAAUAGAUGCUCUGGAGCAUGUUGUUGCAAUGGCCAAUAUGAACUUAAACACAUUAGAAGCUGCUGUAGAUAAGGCAGAAGCCGAACUGGGUGUGUCAGAUAGAUUAUUCAGCAUGCUGAACCCUUUAUCAUUUUUUAAGAAGACUCAGGAGCCUGUUGCUUCUAGCACCAUGCCAAUAUACAAAUCGCCACCUAUUUACAGGUCUGAUGAUUAUUUUCAAAGGGACUAAGCUAUGAAUCCGUGAGAAAGGCAUAGCUUUUAAUGUACCUGCUGCUAGACUUUAGAAAAAUUCUCUGCAAACCCAGAUAAAUCAGUUAUAUCUAGUUACAUUGCUAUAAAGAAGAAAGGACAGUUGAGCAUUGAUGGAUACUUGUUUUUGUGAUACAAGUUCACCAAGCCCUACAGUAAUCAGCAGUUAUUCAGAGUUCAAGGUUUUAUUCUCACUCACUUUUCUCUCACGGACAGUUUAAUCGCCAGUUGUACAAUGAGAUCAUCUUGUUAAAUUUCUAAAUUACUAAAAUAUCCCGUAAUGAUCAGUCUCGUAUACUUCACUGCAUUUUCUGAAUCAUAAAUUUCCCUUGUGUUUCUUGUAUUACAUAGAGCAUAAAAUUCCAUAGAUAACUAGUGGAUAAGAUCAUAUGUUUUUUAACGGUAAUGUUAUUACAGUCGUUAAAAUUAUGUAUAAAAGCACACUAACAUGCGGCGGAAGUGCAAGUCUUGAACUGAGCUUUCUUCUCUCCUAGGUAAGAAUUUCCUCUUGUGCAAUGCUUCUAUCUCAUGAUCAUCCCUGUCCUGCAAAGGACGUUGCAUUUGGAUUGUCCCACUUCUUCUGGGAGUCCCAUAUCUUUGGUUCUCUCCUACUGUUCUUUCCUACCGAAAUAACGUUAUGUUGGUUAUUCAUGAUUAUCCAGUUGUCACCUCAUGUCAAAGCGAAUUGUGAACGAUCGAUGAAUCAAACGGAAUUGUUUUCUCCUUUCGAAGAUGCACAAGUUAUAAUUUUAUAAAUAAGUAAAUAGGAAACAAAUCCACGUCAUCCUGGAAACCAAAUCAAGCAAGUAAACUGAAAAGAUCAAGCAUAUUUCAAUUCGAUUACUAAUACAUCCACUGUUUCUCGGGUGGUUAAUAAUUGAUCAUCGGUCAACUGACGUACAAAAUGAGUUGUAAGCAUAACUAGUCUGCGGAGAAAUUUCCACCCACUGCUCACAAAUACAGUUUUAUACGCGCUCAGUUGAUUGGCAUUGCGGACAGAUAAACUGUGAACCGGUCUCGGAGAAAGUCACCAUCGAUGACUCGUGGUCGCGUGACUCGCGCCGAUUCCAAUGUUUCUGUCUCGUGUGGCUGUAUCCCGUAAUUUAAUCACGUGAAGUGUUUUUGUGUAAUCGCUAAUAAAUUUAAAUUCCGCCGAUUCACCCGAGGCGUUAUAUUGCCACAAUGAUAAAACAUUAAUUGGACCGCUAACUUUAUGACCCGUUACUAAAAGCAAUCAGCGAUUGAAAAUAAAAAUUUUGAUGAAUUGUGAAAAUGC